Paramecium octaurelia is the source of this 1754-nucleotide messenger RNA. The record is from the annotation of a GenBank genome assembly. NCBI's taxonomy places the organism in Eukaryota, Ciliophora, Oligohymenophorea, Peniculida, Parameciidae.
AUGAAUGAAGGAAUUUUCAAUGAUUUCAAUGAAAAAGAACAAGUGUUCGAAUUUACUAAAGGGAAUUAAACAUACAUCAGAGACAUGGGAACAGUUACUGAUUAUAAAGCGAAGAAUUAAGGAACAACUACUAAAAAAGAAUGUCAGGAUUUUGAAGUACUAUUCUUUAUAUUCAGCAAUAAAUAGACUAAAACGAAUUAUAAUAAACAAAAGGAAAGCUUUUUAUAAUGCAAUUUGAUUCAAAUAAAUUGGCUCAAUUCUUAAAACGAGUAUUACCAACAGUUAUAAAAGAAUUGGAUGAAUCAUUGAAUUUGAAAAAAUACCAUAGUAAAAAUAAUAUCCAUUUAGGUUACAAACCAAUAUCUGAUGUCCAGAGGAAAGAAACUGAAUUAGUUUACGUUCUAACAAAUGCUUAAAAUAAACCUGUAGAGUUGGAAAAGAAAUUAGAAAUUACUGAUAUACAAUGGAAUUCUAAUGGGUUGAUGAUAGCUGCAUCUUAUGGUUGUUUAGAACAUAUGGGGUAAUGCUCCCAUACGUCUUACAUAAAUUGUUGGAACAUAUUCAAAAGAGAUUUCAAACCUGACAAACCAACCACCGUAAUUGAGACUAAUACUUGCAAUAUGUGCAUGCAAUUUCAUCCAACUAAACCGAAUAUUUUAGCAGUUGGAAGCUUUAAUGGCGAAUUGUAUCUUUAUGAUGUUUCUACAAAUUCAGAAUUAGCUCAUUCCACUAUUGAUGAGUAUUAUCACAGAGAAAGUAUAACUGCUGUCCUUUGGUUAUAAGAUGAGUCAGUAUAAAAUAGAUAUUAUGUAGAUCAUGACUUUGGGGUGUGAAGGCAAAGUAUUGAUAUGGAAUCCAGAAAGGGGAAAUGGUGAAUUUAGUUUGCAGAACCCCUUGAAAGGUUGUUAUCUGGUAAGAAAGAAGGAGUCUCAAACUGAAAGUGUGGGAGGAGUUUGUAUUUCUUAAUCCAAUGAGGAUCCUUUUUCUUUUAUAGUUGGGAGUGAGGGAGGUUCUGUUUUGAGAGCCUAGAUUACUCCAAUCAAUUACACAAUGACUAAAUAGGCAUAUUUAGAUUCUAGGGGUAAUAAUUUUAAAUAUUAGCAAAAGACAAGGGACUCAUUUGGAAGGAGGAAACCAUUUUAUUUAUGUAGAAUUUAAAUUAAAAAUGUUUACCAGAAAUUAGAUUGCACGUGGAAAGUUAUUGCAAAGAACGAAAAAUAAACAAUAUUUUUAUCUAAUAACUUGUCAAUUCCAAACCUGAUAUAAGGAAAAUGUAUGCCAAUCCCAUUAAUUAUGCCUAUGAAGCUCAUUACGGAACAGUUUAUUCUAUUAGUUUUUCUCCGUUUGUGAAAUCUGCAUUCAUUACAGCUUCAAUGGAUGGACAAAUUAGGUUGUAUUUACAAAAUACAGCUCGAUGUUUGGCUGUCUAUGAAUACAUUUAAACUUACAUUUUAUCAGCUUAGUUUUCUCCGACUCGACCUUGUGUAUUUGCGGCAUGUGAUAGUUUGGGAUAAAUUUUGAUCUUUGAUCUAACUUAAGAUACGCAGCAAUAGGUAAAAUAUGAUCAAUAACUAUAGGUAGUUACACUUAAAAAUGAUGGGUAGAGUGCUUCUUGUUUAAGGUUCAAUUAAAGACAGUAAGACUUAUUGGCUUGCUCAUAUCAGGGAUGUGAGGUGAGAAUCUUUUAAUUAAAUGAUGAAUUAACAUAACCAAAAGAGAAUGAAUUGAAAGAGCUUUAGUAAUUAUUAAGUUGA